Messenger RNA from Elaeis guineensis (African oil palm), 3716 nucleotides. RefSeq names its product ultraviolet-B receptor UVR8. The record is from RefSeq and is a predicted model, not a curated record. Lineage: Eukaryota; Viridiplantae; Streptophyta; Magnoliopsida; Arecales; Arecaceae.
UGAGAGCUCUCGAACAAGAGGACGUAACAAAUCGGAGUCGAGGAAAAGAAGGAAGAGAGAGAGAGAAGAAGGUUUAUAUGGAGGAGAUGAAUGGUGGAGGAGAGGGGGUGGAGGAGAUGGAGGAGAACGGGAAGGAGGAGAAGGGAAAGGGGAGGGAGAGGGAGAAGACGGUGCUGAUGUGGGGGUAUCUUCCGGGGGUCUCGCCGCACAGAUCGCCGCUGCUUUACCCGGUGGCCGUACGGAUGCCGGAAUCCGCCACCGGAGAUGGCUGGAUGGAUGUCUGUGGGGGCGGAUGUGGCUUCGCGAUGGCCAUCUCUGGAUUGGGCAGACUCCUUACAUGGGGUUCGACGGAUGAUAUGGGUCAAAGCUAUCUGACUUCUGGGAAACAUGAGAAGUCUCCUGAGGCAUUUUCUCUUCCAACUGAAGCAGCCAUUGUCAAGGCAGCUGCAGGGUGGGCUCACUGUGUUGCAGUUACAGCUUAUGGAGAAGUCUACACGUGGGGCUGGACAGAAUGUGUUCCAACUGGGAGGAUCAUAGGAGACCAAUCUAUAGGAGGAACUUCAGAAAAGGAUGAAAUGCAUAGCGCGUCAUUGAACGAUCAAGGGAGUCCCAGGUCACAAAUGUUAAGAACUAGUAGGGGAACUGUAUCUGGUCCUGAGAGUAGUGGUGGGGAGGAAAGCACAAAGCGUAGAAGGUUAUCUUCAGCUAAGCUGGAAUAUGAAAGCCCAACAUCUGGUGAUGAAACUCUUUCAGCUCCCCCAUGUCUAGUGACACUUAACACAGGAGUGAUUAUUGCUAUGGUAGCUGCAGGUGGACGUCAUACACUAGCAUUGUCAGUUUCAGAUGUAGGUCAGGUGUGGGGUUGGGGAUAUGGAGGGGAAGGGCAACUUGGGUUGGGUUCUCGUAUCCGCACAGUGUUUUCUCCUCAUCCUAUACCUUGCAUUGAGCCGUUUGCUUCUGGCAAGGACCAAUCACCUGCAGCUACCAAAGGGAAUAAGACUUCAGAAGGGCAAGCUUAUAAAGUCACAGGAAGCUGCAUCAAGGCAAUUGCUUGUGGCGGCCGUCAUAGUGUUGUGGUCACAGAUACUGGACUGCUGCUAACUUUUGGUUGGGGACUUUAUGGACAGUGCGGACAAGGAAGUACAGAUGAUGAGCUGAGUCCCACAUGUGUGUCAUCUUUGUUGGGUAUCGAGAUCCAAGGUAUUGCUGCUGGUCUGUGGCAUACUGUCUGCACAUCUGUUAAUGGUGAUGUGUAUUCUUUCGGUGGGAAUCAGUUUGGGCAGCUAGGAACUGGUUCUGAUCAGGCUGAGACUCUCCCCAAGCUACUAGAUGCUGCAUGUUUGGAAAACAAGAAUGCCAAGAUGGUCUCUUGUGGGGCACGUCAUAGUUCCAUGAUUACAGAAGAUGGAGAGGUUUUUUGUUGGGGAUGGAACAAGUACGGUCAGCUUGGCUUGGGCGAUGCCAAAGACAGAAACAUACCAUUUCAGGUUCCCAUAGAAGCUUACCACCCCACAGAUGUAUCUUGUGGUUGGUGGCAUACGCUAGUACUCGCCGAAUCACCUAAUUGAGGUGUACUCAGUCCAUCAAUGACGAGUUAUGCAACUAAAGCAGGCAAUCCUGCAUAAGAGUUAAUUUUACAGCUUGACACCUUGAAAUCUCUUCAACAAAAUGUUCAUACUGAUAGAUGUGGUAAGAUUGAUCGACAAUCAACCAUUAUCAGACAAAUCAUCGGAUUUUGCUUGGAAUGGAUGUGCAAUCUUGUUGCAGCAGCUGCAUGAACGGCCAGAGAAUUUGCAUUCGAUUAAAGGCCCUGGAAGCCUGAAAAAGCAAGUUUCAUGUUAUUCUUGCUUCAAUCUAGAAUGGUGAAUUGGUGUUAUCUUCGACCUUAACAAUGAAAUGAGCCCGAAGCUUGUUUGAUCGACCGUCCGAAACUCCUUUUAGAAUGUUUAGCUCCGUGCUUCAGAUGAGAUGGGCCUUUUGUCAGAAAGUACAUCUUCCUCGCAUGGCAUCUGAAAUAGAAAUGCAUGAUUAGCAAGAAUGUCUAUAUACUGCACGAAAUUUAACAUGUAUAUGGUACAAUGCCUCUAGGUGCAUUUGAUCUGGUUGGCCAAGGUUUUCAAGGGGGCAAAAUUCAGGUUGGAUUCCAUCUUAUAGGCCCAGAUGGCUCCUUUAGACGGAGAUUGAGAUGUCACUUCAUUCCAAACCUCGUCUCUCAUUUGCGGGUUCAUUCCCAUUAGGGAAUCAAUACUUACUGAUAAUUAUAGAGAGAGGAGGGAAUAGAUACCGUCAUUUUAUGGCAACGUCAAUAACAGAAAUUUGGAGAGCAUAGUGGGAGCAGAAGUUUUAUUCAUUGAUCAUCACGGAGCAUGAUUCAUGGUGAUCCAAGUAAUAGGAAAAAUAAACUAGCGACUCCAGGUGCAAGCUAAAGAUAUCAUGGAAAGGGACAAUUCAAUGCCAGCAACAGAACAUAUACGGUAGUUUUAGUGGCCGCUGCGUGGACAUGAGGGGCCAGAAUAUGGACAGAAUGUGGAGAACUUCCCCGUUUCCUGAAAUCUAAAUUAUGAGGUUUCUAAUAAAAUAUGAUGUGGUAAAAACUUGUCCUUGAAACAAUAAGGCAGCCAUGUUUUUGUGGCCUUGCUCGAGCAAGCUUCCUUGACGAUGGAAAAUGCCCCAGAAAGGAGAUUCAAGCUGUGUGCAGGAAAUAGCCAUUAUUGUGAACUUACAGAAUUGUGAGCGAUGUUGAUAUAAUCAUACAACACCAUUUUUGGUAAAAUCGGUUUUGAAGAGAGGCUCCACGGUGGCAUAUGUACCUUCAAUUUUUCACCUUGACUGGAAAUGCUUCGCAGAAAUAAAAUGUGCUUCGCAGUUCCAUCCAACAACGCAUCACAAGAUGAUAAUCUAAGUACAUGUGCAGAUAUGUUUAUGUCAUAAUAUCCCAAGGAUUACAACAAAAAUCUCUAAUCCAAUUAAUUUGGUCAUGGAAUUGUGGAGGAAGUGGGAUAAAUGCAACUUACAUAUGAUCCGUUAGAGUUUUGCUACUGUCUGUCCCUUGGCUUUGAUCUGUGAGUUUUGUUACUUUUGCCCCUUCUUUUUUUUCAGUCUGGAUUGGAUUUUGAGCCACGAUGCCUGUAAACCAUGGUGCCUUACUUUUUGUCAUUGAGGGACCUACAAAUGCUCUUGGAUGAAGAAUCAGAAAUAGAAGUGAAACACUCAUUUUUGGAGACAGAUGCGUGGCUUUUGACAACUCACUGAGUCCAAGGCCCCUCCUUCGCUUCUGCUUACAUGACCACAGAUUUUCCUGCAGGGUUGCUACACGAGCUUAAACAUCUGGAUAACUCACAUGCAUCAUCACUUGAAGCAUGAUAUACAUUGCCUAUCACUGCAUCCAACAGAUGCUCUGCAUCACCUUCUGCCAUGAACGAGGCAUUAACCAAAGGUUCAUGAACUUCAGAUCCUUCUGUUUGGAACAUGGUAAACUCGUCGGCUUUUGAUAGAGCGGUGCUUGAUAUACAGCUAUCAUACCCUCUCACAGAAUCCAUUCCAAGGACUUUGCGCAGCUCAGAUGGUAAAGUUCAAAACUGUGUCAUUUGGUACACAUGCAACCUUACCAGCAAACUCCUUUCCAAAUCCCUCAGUCAUAUUUUUGAUAUUACAAUGAUCAUAACCACCACAUUGUGAAUAUUUCACAUAAGACUGACAUGAUAGAUUGUGCAGAA